CUAUAGGUGGCAGCACAACUUGCUAACACAAAAACGAGGAAGAAAGCAAACCCAUGCACAUUUGUGACUAAAACGCUCGUCUUCAUAAUUCCAAUCUUUUAACCUUGUGACAAGAUGAAUCAGGAGAAAUUGGCCAAACUUCAAGCCCAAGUGCGGAUAGGAGGAAAGGGUUCUGCACGCAGAAAGAAGAAGGUUGUUCACAGGACAGCAACGUCAGAUGACAAAAAGCUUCAAAGUUCCUUAAAGAAGUUGGCGGUCAACAACAUUGCCGGGAUUGAGGAGGUCAACAUGAUAAAGGACGAUGGGACGGUGAUCCACUUCAACAACCCCAAGGUUCAAGCCUCCUUGUCGGCCAACACAUUUUCCGUCACGGGUCACGCCGAGACCAAGCAGCUGACGGAGAUGCUGCCCGGCAUCCUCAGCCAGCUGGGGACCGACAGCCUCAGCAGCCUGCGCAAACUGGCCGAGCAGUUCCCACGGCAUGUUCUUGACAACAAAGCUCCAAAAGCAGAGGACAUAGAGGAAGAGGAUGAUGACGUUCCAGAUUUGGUGGAGAACUUUGACGAAGCAUCAAAGAAUGAAGCAAUCUGACGCACGUGACUGCAUUGAAACCAGAAAUUUCGCCCAGGACAUAUCAGACUGGACCUCCACAGACAUGCACACACACCAGAGACUUUUCUUUUACCAGACGGUCCACAGUUAAAAUAUGAAUUUCUUAAAAAUGAGCGGUUGAGCCAAUUUGCUAGUCAUUUAUUGUAGCUGUCAUAUUGUUUUUGUUUAUAAACCCAAUUAAAAAAGGGCGUUUUUAAUUAGA
This is a messenger RNA of Entelurus aequoreus (snake pipefish), 814 nucleotides long. It is a transcript of the gene btf3l4, whose product is annotated as basic transcription factor 3-like 4. Bases 115 to 591 code for a protein of 158 amino acids. The record is from RefSeq and is a predicted model, not a curated record. NCBI's taxonomy places the organism in Eukaryota, Metazoa, Chordata, Actinopteri, Syngnathiformes, Syngnathidae. The transcript is spliced from 6 exons.